This is a messenger RNA of Closterium sp. Naga37s-1, 938 nucleotides long. The record is from the annotation of a GenBank genome assembly. NCBI's taxonomy places the organism in Eukaryota, Viridiplantae, Streptophyta, Zygnematophyceae, Desmidiales, Closteriaceae.
GCGGCUAUAAACGUCCGAUAUACCUGGUUACCAGCGACGACGACAUGGUCGAUAACGUGGCACCUGGCACGAUAAGAUUCGGCCUCAACCGCUACUGUCGAUCGGGUGUCACGAUCCGGUUCGCGUCGUCCAUGCUCAUCAACCUGAAGCAGCGCCUAUUUCUCCCAGCACAUACCACUAUCGACGGUCGGGGGGCACGUGUGGCGAUUAACGGCGGCAUUGUGGUGCACAAUGUAACCAACGUGAUCAUACACAAUGUGGCAGUGGGCAAUCUUCCUGGCGACCAUGACGUCAUCCACAUAUCCAAUUCCACACGUGUAUGGGUGGACCACUGCGCUGUGUACAACGCCAUUCGGGGCACUGUAGAUGUCGUAUACGGCUCUACAGAUGUCACCAUUUCCAACUGCUACCUUCGUAACAAGAACCUCACCAUGCUGCUGGGAGCAGAUGAUGGGGACAUGAACGAUGCCAACAUGCGGGUAACAGUCUACCGCAACUGGUUUGACCAGUCAGGCCAGAGGCAGCCCAAGGCACGCUGGGGCCAGAUACACGUGGCCAACAACCUCUACACCAACUGGACCUACUAUUGCAUUGGUGGGCGGAUGUAUGCCAACAUCAGGUCGGAGAGAAACAUUUUCAUUGCCGGCACAAAGCGGAAAGAAGUCACACCCUGGUUUGGAGAGAAGAGCCUCCGAACGGCUGGGUUUGAUAACACGCCAUCCAUUCGAUCGUACAACGACCUGCUACUGAAUGGUGCUACAUUUCACCAGUUUACUGGGUACACACGGCCAUUCCUGCCUCCUUACGCGCUUGAUAUUCACCGUGCGGAUAAGGUUCUGGCGGAUUUCGUUCGUGAGAAUGCAGGGCCGCAGGUGGGGAGAUUCACGGAGCUGGCUUGUACAGAACUAACCUGCAUUCAGCAAGGGGAUGAGGUUUAG